Lates calcarifer (barramundi perch) is the source of this 1803-nucleotide messenger RNA. RefSeq names its product RNA pseudouridine synthase domain containing 1 (gene rpusd1). The coding region runs from base 170 to 1126 and encodes 318 amino acids. The record is from RefSeq and is a predicted model, not a curated record. The transcript has 6 exons. Gene Ontology annotation, biological process: pseudouridine synthesis. Lineage: Eukaryota; Metazoa; Chordata; Actinopteri; Centropomidae. Gene Ontology annotation, molecular function: pseudouridine synthase activity; RNA binding.
GAAGAAUAAGGAGCGUCUGCGCAGCUCACUGCACCACUUGUGGUUCUGUUUACAUUCGCGUUUUUAUGUAAAUGUUCGCUUACAUUCAAUAUGUGGAAAAAUAUACUACAUAUUAGUGGUGGCUAGUUAUUGGUGGUCGUUAUCUGGAUACUGGCGGCAACAGGACUGUAUGAGUUCUGUCAGUCCAUCACUGCAUACGAUGACCACAGAGCCUGCCAGCCUGGAGAGCCUGCAUGUGCUGUACCAGAGCGAUGACUACAUUGUGGUGGACAAGCACUGGGACAUUCGCAUCGACAGCAAGAUGUGGUACGAGAAACACACAGUGCAGGCUCAACUUCGGCACCGCUUCCCUCAGCUGGCAGACCCCAGUACCUACUAUGGAUUCAGGUUCUGUCAUCAGUUGGAUUUCUCCACCAGCGGGGCUCUUUGUGUCGCCCUGAAUAAAGCUGCUGCUGGCUGGGCCUACCGCUGCUUCAAGGACCGCACAGUCACCAAAGCCUACCUCGCCCUGCUUCGUGGCUGGGUGGAAGAACAAACACAAACCCUGGACUUCUCCAUUGGCAAGAACUCCACAGAGGGAAAAACACAUAUGAUGUGUAUUGAGGGAACAGAAGGCUGUGAGAACCCCAAGCCUUGCCAGACUGAGCUGACAGUGUUGGAGUAUGGGUUGUAUGAUGGAGAUCCUGUCACCAAGGUGCUACUGCAGCCACUCACUGGUCGAACCCACCAGUUAAGGGUUCACUGCAGUGCAAUCAGCCACCCCAUCGUCGGGGACUUCACCUACAGCUCGGGAGCAGAUGACGCUCCGUAUCGCAUGAUGCUGCACGCCCACCUGCUCCACAUCCCCCUGGAUCCUCAGCCCCUGCUCGUCUCCGCUGGAGACCCCUUCCUCCCCUCUGUGGACCCCAAGUGGGUUCCGCAGCGCUCGCUACGGACGCUGGCGGCCACCGUGGAGGCCCUUCUGGAGCGCAGGGUGGAGGAGGACCGGAAGAUGAAAGAUGAGGAGAGGGAGAGAGCGAGAAGAGAGGAGGAGAAGAGGAAACGAAGCAAGGAACAGAGGACUGAGGAGAGUGAGGAGCAGAGGAAGCAGUGUCAGGAGUGGCUGAGUGAAUGGGCUGGAGACUGAUAGAGUCUUUUGUAUUAUUAUUUAUUUUAACUUAUUUUAGCUGUUUAUUUAUUAAAGCCAUGUUGAGCAUGUGCGCUCCAUCUCAGUGACCACCUGCAUAGCAUUUAAAUGGCAUCUGUGGACGUGGACCAGCACCUUAAUUCCCUCACAAACCAGUUAACAUUGCACUAGAAAAUACCUGUGUGAACACGUGAACUGCUGCUCUCUUUAACAGUUCACACCAUAGGGAGCUGACCCACUGCAACCUUUUGUAGCAGGUCAGCUCCACUGCAGUAGCCGACAAAUAAGUGCCUUCCUCAAAUUUAUGCUAACGAGUGAGAGGUUGGAUUGAUGUCAUUUGUUUCCUAAUUAGUAUGAGAGUUUUUUGUCACAAAUCAGAGGAACAGAAUGAAUGAGGUUAAUGUGCCAAGGUCAAUGAGAUAUUUGCUUCUGAUGUGAACUGUUGAGAUGUUUUUGUCCUCAAACAUUCUGGUAAGCCUGUCUGUUUGUCACUUAUGCUGCAUGGCUCUGACAUGAAAUCCCAUGUAAAAGCUAAAAGCCUACUAUUGGUCUUUUUCAUGUUUUAUCAUUCACAGCUUUGAAACACACUGUUUAAUAUGAAAAAAAAUCUUGUCAAUGUAAAAUAAAAUCUACAAAUUAAUCUCAAAUAAAAUGCUAAAUAAAUGGUUGAACAGGUA